UUUCGUUUGCCCUCAGUGUAACUGGUUUUUCGUAUGUCUUCUAUGUUGACUUGUCAAGGUGUGGUGUUGGCCACAGCUAUGGCGGUUUCCGCCGGCACGAUAAUCCUGUUCGAUCUUUGCCGGGAAAGGUAUCUCCAUUCCACCUCCCUUCUUCUCCGGAAUCACGAUUCCCAUUCCGAUCAUAACCUCAAAUCUUGUUUAUCUUCAGGUGGUAGCAAGAAAGGGAAGAAGAAUAAGAGUAAGAGAGUUAGAUUUGCAGAUGAUGUAAGAGAAACGAGAGGGAAUGGGGAACUGUACAGAAGGAAACACAGAGAAUCUGAUGGAAUUCAAAAGAGUUGCUGUGGGAAUCAAAUUAUUGGGCUACAGAAAGUGAUGCCCGCCAAUCGUGCGGUUCUGUACAGUGGGAUUCUCAAGGGUCGUGUGCAGAGGAUUGCUUACUCCUAUUGAAUUUCUUUUUUUCUUUUUUAAUUUUUUUUUUAAUAUUUUUAACUGCAAAAAAAUUGUAAAGAGAAAAAAAAAUUAAUCUUGAAUUUAUGUUUUUUUUUUUCUUUUUUAUGAAGCAGCAAGUUUAUGAAUUUCCUUUUAUGAAUUAUAUUUUUGAUUU
This is a messenger RNA of Erythranthe guttata (spotted monkey flower), 604 nucleotides long. RefSeq lists its product as uncharacterized. NCBI's taxonomy places the organism in Eukaryota, Viridiplantae, Streptophyta, Magnoliopsida, Lamiales, Phrymaceae. The record is from RefSeq and is a predicted model, not a curated record.